This is a messenger RNA of Branchiostoma floridae (Florida lancelet), 1482 nucleotides long. RefSeq names its product choline/ethanolamine kinase-like. The transcript has 6 exons. Gene Ontology annotation, cellular component: cytoplasm. NCBI's taxonomy places the organism in Eukaryota, Metazoa, Chordata, Leptocardii, Amphioxiformes, Branchiostomatidae. The record is from RefSeq and is a predicted model, not a curated record. Gene Ontology annotation, molecular function: ethanolamine kinase activity; choline kinase activity. The coding region runs from base 221 to 1309 and encodes 362 amino acids. Gene Ontology annotation, biological process: phosphatidylethanolamine biosynthetic process; CDP-choline pathway.
GCGAUUGUUUUAUCAAGAACAGCUGGCGCCGGAUCGAAGAUCGAACUCGGGAAGAGGAAGGUCGUGGCAAGAACUUUUGGAUAAAGUUUCCUUUUUCUUCUCCUCCUUCCUACAUAAACCAUGUGAAACCGCCGUAAACAGUCGGCUAUUUCACACUGUGCCUUAUGAUCGUUUAUUGGGUCUGAGUUACCAACAAGUAAGAACCACGGUUCGUUACAAGAUGGCAGAGAACAACAACGGUCUGGACCCAGCGUUUCACCACAAAGCAUGGGCGAUCUGCCACGACUACCUCGGGCUGCCCUGGAAGGAAAUUCCGGAGAAGGAGUUCAUCGUUGAGACGCUCCCCGGGGGACUGAGUAACUACCUCUAUAUCUGCACUGUUCCUGACAAAUAUGUAGUCAAAGGUGUUCCACGUAAGAUUUUGCUGCGGAUCUACGGAGAGAUUCUGAGCGACGUGCCGACCGUGAUCCAAGAUUCCGUCAUCUACAGCAUCCUGUCCGAGAAGAAGAUGGCUCCCCAGCUGAGGGGGAUCUUCGAUGGAGGCAGGCUGGAAGAGUUCAAGGAAUCCCGAACCCUGACCACAGCAGACUUGUCCAACCCCACCCUGUCUGCGAUCAUCGGGCGGAAGAUGGCUCGGCUCCACAGACUGGAGAUGCCUCUGUGUAAGGAACCCAAGUGGCUCACUGAGCACUUAAAAAGCUACCUCAGCAACAUCCUGAACAACAUCUCCUUCAAGGACGAGACCAAGUCUCAGCAGCUGAAGCAGCUCCUGUCUUACAACCUGGAAGCAGAGCUGCAGUUCAUUCUCAGGCUGAUAGAAGACACCCACUCCCCUGUUGUCUUCUGCCACAACGACCUGCAAGAGGGGAACAUCCUAGUGGACGACAAGGACGGGGCGGCCCCCACCGACGACAGGGUCACCGUCAUCGACUACGAGUACAGCGCCUACAACUACCGCGGCUGCGAGUUCGCUAACCACUUCUGCGAGUGGGCCAUGGACUACACACACCCCAAGUGGCCUCACUUCACCAUCGACCGCCUGGCCUGGCCCUCGCGGAAGCAGCAGCUCCAUCUCAUCGAGGCCUACCUCUCGGAGAGCGGCGAUGUCUCCGCCGACCGGGAUGCGAUACUACAGGAGGUUGAGAGGUUCGCGCUGGUGUCCCACUACUGGUGGAGCCUGUGGUCCAUAGCACAGGCCUACAUGAGCCACAUAAGCUUCGGGUUCCUGGAGUAUGCGCUGGCUCGCUUCGACUGGUACUUCGAGAUGAAGAAGAACCUUACCUGUAACAGGAAACAUGCCGGGUUAUGAGGAUGAUUCGUAUCAAAUGUUGACAAUUGGCUUUCAGGGCUUGAAAUACUGGGGUUUUGUGCACCCAGGUGCACCAAAAUUGGAGCUGUGCACCCAAUUAUUUUCUGUGGGUGCACAGGGUGCACACCCAAAUAUUUCCAUAGGCUUAUGUAUGUUAAGAUGUCAGUAUACUA